AUGAGAAGAAAAGACAGCAACAGAGCCAAGUUGAAGAACAGGGUUGUUUUGGUGCUAGACUUGGCCAUAUCGUCUGUAAUUGUCGUGAUGUUUGAAACGAUUCGCCACCUCGCAUGGGUUGUAGUUCGAGCUGGUAUAAGUGCAUCUAGAGCAAAGAAAGCAAGAGAUGGGCUCACAGAAGGCAGAAGAUUUACCAUGAAGCCAAACAGUAGAAAUUCCAAUAAAAAUAAGGAGUAA
Messenger RNA from Dovyalis caffra, 237 nucleotides. Lineage: Eukaryota; Viridiplantae; Streptophyta; Magnoliopsida; Malpighiales; Salicaceae. The record is from the annotation of a GenBank genome assembly.